This is a messenger RNA of Aethalodelphis obliquidens (Pacific white-sided dolphin), 2059 nucleotides long. It is a transcript of the gene COLEC11, whose product is annotated as collectin subfamily member 11. Lineage: Eukaryota; Metazoa; Chordata; Mammalia; Artiodactyla; Delphinidae. The record is from RefSeq and is a predicted model, not a curated record. The transcript has 8 exons. The coding region runs from base 796 to 1599 and encodes 267 amino acids.
UUGGUGUUCAUUUUUCUUUAAACGUUUGGUAGAAUCCUCCUGUGAAACCAUCUGGCCUAGAGGUUUCCUUUUAGGGAGUUUUAAAAUUACAAAUGCAAUCCCCUUAAUUGCUAUAGGGCUGUUAAAUUCUCUGUUUCAUAUUGGGUCCAUUGUGGUAGUUUGUGUUUUCCAGGAAGUGGUCUGUUUUCAUCUAAGUUGUCAAAUUUUCUUAUGCUAUCAGGUGGUUUUAAUAAAGAAUCCAUUCUUUUUCAUGGAUUUUGUGGUGUGUGUGGAAUUUGUCAGUUCUAAAAUUUGUAAUUUGUUAUGACUUCUCUUGUCAGUCUUAAUAAGUAUUCACUUUUGGACCUCACUUUUUAUGAUCAUAAUUUGAUAUGUGUCUUUUUCUUAAAGGACCCCCAUCCGCCCCUUCGCGUAUAAGUCAGGCCACACAGGAGCUGGACCUGCCCAGCCCCCUCCAAAGACGUGGAUUUGGCAUGUGUUUGUUGCCUUAAAUGACACUCCUGUGAGCCGAGGGAGUUUGGGGCCUCACCACCGGUUAGGUCUCGACACGCAGCAGACGAGUACUUUAUGCUUUUGGAGUGAAACCUAUAUGGAAAAACUGCAAAAUAUGCCAGCCUGUAUUUAGUCCUGUCCGUGUGAUACCAGGAAGCUGUUUGCAGAUAAUACCGCAGCCCCAGCCUGAGUUGCCGGGCAGUCUGACAGCCAGGCCUCUUGCCCGACGUGUGGGACCGCGGCCCGAAAACAGCAGCCUGGUCUGGCGCACGCCUCAGGAGUCAGCGUGCUGCGAGGCUCACCAUGAAGCAGGCUCUGGCUCUCAUUGGCCUGGCCUUCCUGUCGGUGCUCCGGGCUGGGGGCGCUCAGCAGACGGUGGAUGACACCUGCUCCGUGCAGAUUCUCGUCCCCGGCCUCAAAGGGGAUGCUGGAGAGAAGGGGGACAAAGGCGCACCAGGACGGCCUGGAAGAGUCGGCCCCACGGGAGAGAAAGGAGACGUGGGUGACAAAGGACAGAAAGGCGGCGUGGGGCGCCAUGGAAAAAUCGGUCCCAUUGGUUCUAAAGGUGAGAAAGGAGAUUCUGGUGACAUAGGACCCCCUGGCCCUAAUGGAGAACCAGGCAUCCCGUGUGAGUGCGGCCAGCUGAGGAAGGCCGUCGGGGAGACAGACAACCAGGUCGCGCAGAUCACAGCGGAGCUGAAGUUCAUCAAACACGCCGUCGCCGGCGUGCGCGAGACGGAGCAGAAGAUCUACCUGCUGGUGAAGGAGGAGAAGCGGUACGUGGAUGCACAGCUGGCCUGCCAGGGCCGGGGCGGCGCGCUGGGCAUGCCCAAGGAUGAGGCCGCCAACGGGCUGCUGGCCGCCUACAUCGCGCAGGCCGGCCUGGCCCGCGUCUUCAUCGGCAUCAACGACCUGGAGCGGGAGGGCACCUUUGUCUACGCGGACCGCUCGCCCAUGCAGACCUUCAGCCAGUGGCGCAGCGGGGAGCCCAACAACGCCUAUGACGACGAGGAUUGCGUGGAGCUGGUGGCUUCCGGGGGCUGGAACGACGUGGCCUGCCACCUCACCAUGCACUUCCUCUGCGAGUUCGACAAGGAGCACGUGUAGCGGGGGCCCUGCUGCUCCAGCAUCGGCGGCCCCUCCGCCACCGGGUGGCUGCCGGCUGCCACCAUGGGUGGGAGGCUCUGCCCGCCACGUGGUCCCCAAGCAGGAGUGCGGGGUCCCCGGUAAAGGCUCCUUUUCUGAAUCUUAGAGAAUGGUGCAUGCUUGGGCGAAAAAGAAGGAAAAAAAAACGUGUUUCUGGGUAUUAUGUCUGAAGAACUAGAGUUUUAUUAUUUGUAGUGUAGACAAAAUGUUCGUUAUGUAAUUACUCAGAAUCGCCUUUGGCUUUGUGCAAAGUAUGAAACGAGAUCUUUAAAUGUUAUAACAGUUAAGUACAAACAAUGGUAGAGGGGUCUUAAAUGACUACCUUCCUUUUAAUUUCUAUAUGGAAAAGAAUCCUCUUAGCUCAGAUCAGUGCUUCUGUAAAAGUAGAAACAAUUUUGCUUUGCUGCGGAUUUCAGGAAAA